Anisakis simplex (herring worm) is the source of this 1077-nucleotide messenger RNA. The record is from the annotation of a GenBank genome assembly. Lineage: Eukaryota; Metazoa; Nematoda; Chromadorea; Rhabditida; Anisakidae.
AUGGAUCGCCCGCUGCAAUUAUCCAUACCCGGACAUUCGCCGAGUUUUUCAGCGACGAGUACAAGCUCUCAGAACACUUCAUCUAUCAACGUACCAAUCGAUCCUUUAUCACCGUUGUCGGCGGCUCGUUGCGCUCGAUGCCAGCAGCUUUUCGCGAGUGGAGAGGUGUUCAUUAGUACAGGUAGUAAAACAUGGCAUAACGAAUGCUUCAGGUGCUCAUUGUUUGGAACUUUUCCGCAUCAAUGGCAUCAGUCAUUAUCGAUGGUGUUCAGAUGUGCUCAGUGUUUUUGUUCACUGCUAAACGAUAUGCAUUUCACGGUGGACGGCCGUAAUUAUUGUGAGCAUGACUUCAAAGCGCUCUAUGCACCCACAUGUGCAAAAUGCAAGGAUUUCAUAAUGGGACGUGUGAUUAAAGCUGCAAACUGCAGUUGGCAUCCGCAGUGUUUUCGGUGUGAACAGUGCAAUACACAGCUGGAUAACGAAGGUGUUUGGCAUUACGCUGGACGAAACUUGUGUAUGACUUGUAAUAAGUUGGCAAAAAAGGAAGGCGGAAAGCUCUGCUCAAAAUGUUUUACAUACAUCGAGCCUGGAAAACAACUCCGUUAUCGUCAUGAAGACUAUCAUGCGUACCACUUCAACUGCAACAAAUGCGGGUAUUCACCUCAAUUUCGUGCAACUGUGGAGUUGAAUGAAAAGGCUCGAAUUCACAGAGAUGAUUUAUAUUGUCCGAGGUGUUUCGAUCAGAUGUGUCAUGUUUGUGCAGCGUGUCGCCAUCCGAUCGAUGAUGAACGAAGCGUUUUUGCACUGCAAAAGCAUUGGCAUAUUGACCAUUUCUUGUGCGCUAAAUGCGAGAAACCGUUUUACGGCAGCAAACACUUCGAGAAACGUGAACGAGCCUAUUGCGAAAGCUGUUACAAGAAGGGGUGGAACUCAUGCUGGCGAAUGUACUGUUGGGAAGGAGAAGGCCAAAAGGAAGGAAGAAAGACUAUCUCGAAGGUCAUUGAGAUGGACAUGCGACCGAUUUGCAAGAAGUGCUUCGACAAAUUCCCAAAAGAGUUGAAGCAACGAAUGGUUUGA